Molecule: messenger RNA, 5140 nt
Organism: Dermacentor albipictus
Lineage: Eukaryota; Metazoa; Arthropoda; Arachnida; Ixodida; Ixodidae
Gene: Tnpo-SR
Product: transportin 3
Biological process (GO): protein import into nucleus
Cellular component (GO): cytoplasm
Source: RefSeq, a predicted model, not a curated record
CAAAUGUGACAGCUGCGGGGCUGCACGUAAUGGCGGUUAGCAGUUGAUGGGGUCUCUUUUUGACAUUCAAUCAUUUUCUGAGCGUGUUACGCUUAAUUGCGGACGUUCGGUGGGGUGCACGAUCGCCGUGAGCGUGUAGGCGGCGGCACAUAGCGCGGAUAUAGCGUCGCCAUGGACGACGCAAGCGGAAUGCCAUCGCUGCAAGCGGUCGUCCAAGCCAUCCACGCGCUCUACAGACAGCCAGACACUACGGGCAAGGAGAAAGCAUCGGUCUGGCUCGGGGAACUGCAGAGAUCCGUAAGUUUUGUCUGUGCCUGGAAGAUUGCAGAUGAACUCCUGCAGCAGAAUGUGGACCUUGAGUCCUGCUACUUCGCUGCCCAGACCAUGCGAACAAAGAUCCAGUAUGUGUUCCACGAACUCCCUCCCGAAUCCCAUGUCUCUUUACGAGACUCACUCAUGGAGCACUUGGCAAAGGUCACCAAAGAUACUGCACCAGUUAUUGUUACACAGCUAUCCCUCGCCAUGGCAGAUCUUGCCCUGCAGAUGGCGGCAUGGAAGUCUCCUGUUGUUGACUUAAUAACAAGGUUUGGCUGCAGUAUGUCCCACAUUCCCGUUCUCCUUGAAGUGCUGACGGUGCUUCCCGAAGAGCUCAACAGUCGGUCACUCCGGCUGGGUGCCAACCGGCGCAACGAGAUCAUUGAGCUUUUCACUGAAGUUUCGGGACGAGUCGUACACCUGCUGGAUGUAUGCUUGCAACCUGCCCAAAACCCGGACGAGCGAGUGCGUGCCCGCGUGUUCCGCUGUCUGGGGAGCUGGUUCUCGGUGGGCGGCCUCCGGCUAGAAGACCCAGUAUUGCACAAGCUUUUGGGGAGUGUCUUUGAGGCCCUGAAAAGCCCCACUUCGUCGUCAAGUGUGCACGAGACAGCGACUGACUGCGUCUGCAAUGCUCUCAUGCUCAUAGGGCAACACUCGUCCCAGUCAACAGCCUUGGCUCAAGUCUUGGUGCAGGGCGUCUACUCCCUCGUCGAGUCCUACCAUUUGUCAGUAGCGCAUGAGGAUCUGGACAGGUCGGUGAACUACUGUCGCAUCUUCACAGAGCUGGCCGAGUCUCUGCUCGACGACAUGAUUCAACAUCCGGGACAGGGUCUGGGUGAUACACGUUGCUUGGACUUGCUGCUGACCUGUGUCGGGCACUAUGACUACGAGGUGGCAGAGAUCACAUUCAACCUCUGGUAUCGGCUCUCGGAGGCACUCUACAAAGAGAGUAACGACGCACUCAACGCCUUCUUCGGCCGGUACAUCCAGAUGCUCCUUGUUGCCCUCUGCCGGCAUUGCCAGCUGGACCCAGACAAGGAAGGGGUGCCAUCCGACAAGGACGACUUUGGCGACUUUCGGAAUCGUGUUGCCGAGCUCAUCAAGGAUGUGGUCUAUCUCGUGGGCUCAGCCAACUGCUUCCACCAGAUGUUUGAGAACCUGAAAAACCAGGGUGCUUCGGCCACAUGGGAUGUCACCGAGGCCACCCUAUUCGCCAUGGCUGCCGUGGCAAAGAAUGUUGUGCCGGAGGAGAACGACACAGUCCCCGAGGUGGUGGAGGCCAUCUUGAAGCUGCCUGCUGAGUCGCACGCAGCCGUUCGACACACCAGCAUCCAGCUGCUGGGAGAACUGUGCGAGUGGAUCGACAAGCACCCGCAGUACCUUGAUCCAGUGCUGACGUUCCUGCUGCAGGCUCUGCAGACGCAGAGCCUGGCGAGCGUGGCGGCAGCCUCCCUGCAGAAUGUGUGCGCCACCUGCCGGUCCCAGAUGGUGGCGCACUUCCCAGCGCUGCUGCACAUUGUCAGCGCUGUAGACACACUGAGUGUCUCGACCAGCGCUGCUCUAGGGCUGCUCAAAGGUGCUGUCUUGGUUCUGGCCAAGAUGAGUCCGGAACAGGUCACGGACGGCAUGCGGCAAUUGUGCAGGCUCCAGACGGAGCGUCUUACACGGGUCAUGAAUGCAGAAGAGACUAAUGCCGAAGGAAGCCGAUCUGAGCCAAUCAUCUAUCUUGACAGGCUGGCAGCCAUCUUCAGGAACACCAAUGUAAACAUCCCGUUGGGCCAGCCGCACCCCUGCCAGCCCGUGGUGGAGGAGGUGUGGCCGGUGCUCUCCCAAGCGUGCCACCGGUACCAGGCCGACGAGAAGAUCACCGAGCAGUGCUGCCGCUGCAUCCGGUUUGCGGUGCGCUGCAUCGGCCGUCACUCGCACUCCCUGCUGCAGCCGCUCGUCACACAGAUGGUGCAGCUGUAUCAAGUACACCAGCACUCCUGCUUCCUCUACCUGGGAAGCAUUCUCGUGGACGAGUACGGCUCGGAGGCGGGUUGCGUUCAAGGCCUGAUCGAAAUGCUGCAGGCAUUUUGUGGUCCGGCCUUCAGGCUGCUGGCAAAUGCUGAUGCCCUGCGCAACCACCCUGACACAGUCGACGACUUGUUCAGGCUAUGCACAAGGUACAUCCAGCGGAUGCCUGUGGUGUUCCUGAAGAACCCCGCCCUUUCGGGUAUCAUCCAGUGUGCUCUCGCUGCCUGUCCACUGGACCACCGGGAAGCCAACACGUCGGUCAUGAAGUUCCUCUGUGACCUCAUUCACUGCGGACGGGCCAAGAAGGAGACACCGGACUUCGCAGAGCGGCAGUCACUCGUCGGAUCCUUGCUGUCCAGCCAGGGCCAGACGAUAGUGACCACCCUUAUCCAGUCCUCGAUCUUCUGCCUGCCCACUGCACUCCUGCCCGAUGUGGCCGAGGUGCUCUACGAGUUGAUCGAGUUUGAUCGGCAGGCACUGACAACAUGGCUGGAGAAUGCUUUGAAGCUUCUGCCAACACACGGUAGUGGUGGGGCUGUGACGGCCACGCCAGCGCAGCUGCAGGAAUUCCUCUCCACAGUUACUAGUGCCGAGCACAUGAGGAGCAUUUCCACAUCGCUACGGGACUUCUCUAGGCUGUACCGAUGAGCAGCGUGUGCAAAUUGUCUCGCAGGACUAUCCUUACAGUUGUGGUGGAGCUCUUUGAUCAUUCUUUUGGUCAUUUCCCCCCUUUCCUUGUGUGUUGACAGCUCAUCCCAACGUCUGUGAACUGCGUUGUCCAGCGUCACCUUGUGGACAUUGUAAAGUUCUGGAGAAGAGUGCUGAUACAAUGCUUCUUGGGAAGUAUUGUUUGCAUUUUUUAAUUAUUUCUUUUUCUGCAUUCAUCUGUUCAAAACGGAGCUGUAAAGUACUGGAGAAGAGUACUGAUAUUUUUUAAUUAUUAUUUUUUUCUGUAUUCAUCUGUUUGAAACGGAGCUGUUGGCUGUAGACACAAGUGUGUGAGCCCAGUCCUGUUCCCAAGUGGCCUGUUCAGAUGUGUGACCUGUUCUCUUGUUGGCCACGGCAUGCCUCACUCUUACUCGCUCUGGCUACGAGAGUUAGUGGUUUCCUUUAACUCCCUCUUGGGCAAGUGUCCUGUUUGUACGACUGACCUUGGCUGCAGCUUGCAUCUGGCUUGGAUUUGUUUUGCCCGAGGCAUUGUGGCCUUCUGUCACAGGCUGUGCUCUUAAACCCAUCAAUCAUGCCACCUUGCAUGCUGAACACUAAGUCAUUGCUUUGUUGUUUUCUUGCUUUCAUUGAAUUGUUGAAAUUUCGGGAAGGAUCGUGUUGCUACAUUGAAUGCUCAAAGCAGUGCUUCUUUUAUACCUGUUGAAGACUGUUGCAAGUGUGUGAGACUUUUCCAUGAGGUAGUGUUGUGUACAUAUGUGCCUCAAAUUUUGUUCUGUUGGUCUGCAGGCAAAGCUUUACAGUGCAACUAAUAGGUAUCUUUAGUUUCCUGGCAAGGCACUGGCAUGGCAGGUGUAACAGGGAAAGGUGCGAUGAUUAAUUGUUUUGCACGAAGUUUAAUUAAUGUGGUGGCUUCAAUAGCUAGGGAUUGUGGGGUUCGAUUUUCUUUUAAUGCGGGAGAAAAGCUGCGUUGGGGAAAUAGUUUUAGGAGAUUAGGUUUUUUUUUGAUGCCACAAAGACAUUGAAACUGUUGGGGCUGUUGUUGAAUUGCCUGGCUGGUCAAUCAGCGGGCGUUUUUUUGGGUCACGGCGCUGAAUGGUGGGCUAUCGUGCAGAAAAGUUGGCGACAGACCUACUUUUUUGGUGGCAGGAUUUAAAUGCGUGUCGCAUGCUGCUGACGUACCUUGACGUAGUGCUUACAAUGAUCAUGCUGGUACUGCUGCCAUCAGACUUGACCCGAACUAUCAAGCGCAGGUCUUGCAUUGGAAAAGAAUUAGGUGCUGUUUCCAAGGCAGCAUUGGUCAGUACUGGGCGUCAUCGCCAUGGCAACAGCUGCCAGAACGUGGGACUGCGUGGGCUGUUUACUUGCGCCGUACGAGCCAGUUGGGAGCCAGUUGCUAGAGCUAUGCGAAUCGCAUAGCUGUGGUUGCAUGGUCAUGUGUUCUGGUUAGGUCUGAUGGUUGCGGUGCAUACAAAAAUGCAGGAUGUCUGGUGAACCUGGCAUGAUUGUUAGAUUUUUUUGUUUUGUUUGUUUACUGGAAGAUUACAAGGCAAAGAGGUGUUCCAAGCAACGGUAAAGCUGUGAUUGAUUAACGAGACCAAAUUUUCUGAAGCAUUUGUGCGUAACCUCUAUGCACUCGUUGGUGUGACACGCUUCAGUGGGUCUUGAUGCAUGGUUAUGUUUUGGUGCUAUGCCCUUGCAUAGUUGAUCAGCUACUGAGCACAGAAUGUAACGAGUGUGAAACAAUGGGUGAAUGCUUUUCCUUGGCAUGCGUUGCUGCACAAUGGUGGCUGUUAUUGUUCCUGUCUUAAGGCACUAAAGAUAGUUUUUUUUAUUUAUAUUUUUUAGUAGGUAUCUGCUUCAUCUGGGCGCAUUUCAUAAUGGUGACAGGCAUUUGUAGACGGCUUGAUGCAUACGCAUUGCUGUGACAUUGGAGGGUGUUGAUUUACAAGCAGUGCCGGAUGCUUCACCGCUUUCAGCUUGACGGCCACGUCGUUUCAUUUUGAAAUGUCUCAACCGGACUGCUUAGGUUGUGACUUUCACCAGUCGUACCUCCGUGAAAUGGGGCCUACCUGCCCGUCGUAAGCCAGAUGUCUUCAACUGCGGAGGCUUUGGUUGAGUAAAGUUUAACGUGUGCUUUUAA